CUAUUUCGAGGAAAGCCACCGCUGGUUUCAAGCCGGUCUAGCAGCGAAGACCACUCCGAUCAUUCACAUCUCCACAGCAGACAUGCCGGAGCCUCGUGUGUGGCCCACGGAUUAGCCUCUCGCUCCUUCCACCAGCAGACGCACGCAAUUAUUCCGCUAAAUAUUCGACCGAUGUUCUCCCCUCAACGACAACGACACUUUCAUAUCCCUGGAGGUAUCUUCGAUCUUGUGUCCGACGAUGGCCAGGUCUCUGACUACAGUCGAGCUUCAACGAGCCCUAUUUCGCCUACGGUGAAGACACCUGUCGAGGUCCAAUCGAUUGCCCACCUGGACGCUUCCGACAUUGCACGCUUCAUAUCCUACAUACGCCAUCCGCUAGCCUCACAAACAGCGGAAUUCUCGAAAGCGUUGAACAUCUCCGGCAGCGCGCUCCGUGGUUUGGAGCGACCCUCGCUUUCACGAUUAGCCAACCAUGACCCCCAGCUGGAGGACGAACUUGCUCGCAUCCAGCUGGGGCUGUUGCCUUACGAGCCGAUUCCCGAAGGCGUGUCGGAGAGCUCUACCGGGAGUACCGAACCUUUGGUGAACGAAACGGAGGCCAAAUCCUCGGCGAACAAUUCCCAAUCUCAAAUACAACCUUCCCCUUCCCCGCCAGCACGAACCACCCAACUUGCCGAAACAGGGUCUGAAACGGGUUCCGCCCAAGAACUUGUCGUCGUCACAACGUCAUCCACCGAAGAGUCGUCUACCACUGCACCAACAGAUGAGCAGACCAAAUCAGACGAUAGCGCAAGUCCGGAUAGUGAACCUAGCUCCGAUUCGGGAGAUGGGUCGAACUCUGCGAGUGCCGAAACUUCAAGUUCCGGCCUAGAAAAUGGCCCCAGCGACAAGAACCAAGGCCCUUCCAUCCCCUCUUCGCAUGUGCGACCACCAUCUCCAUCUAUUGCUCAAGGCGGCGAUGGACAGACAUCGGUUGUUGAACCUGAACUCGAUUCAGGCCAAGAUACCACGAAUCAAGCUUCAACUAGCGAAGCCGCGGCUUUUGAGCACGUCUCGUCUACCUCUGACGAAGUACAAGCGCCACAUACCCAACACACGCAAGGCGAUCAUGACGAGUUUACCGCCCUCGAUACCGACACCUCUGAUGUUGAUGGAAAACCAGUCGUAUUGUCUCCAAACACAGCUGCAUUCAUGGCUCUGUUGGAAGCUCCCGCUACUGAAGAGGUCGAAAGAGAGCCGUCCGGAUUAGGUGACUGGACAGACAACCCAUACGGUCCAGGUCCAGUCGUUGACGAUCCGCCGGCUGACGCUACAGCUACAGUUACGGCUACUGAAGAACCAGCGUCUUCACAAGGCACCAGCCCUCCUGAUGAUUCACCACCUGCUCAAAAUACCGAUAACACAUCUCGUGCCCAAGACACAAUACCAGACCCGAGCUUGGGCUCGGAUCAUAGCGAGCUUUUGUCGAAAGAUGUGGUGUCUGCGGGUGGGAAUGUGGAUGCCGAUGUGGAAAUCGGGCCUGCAUCUCAUGUCCAGUCAGCCACUGACGACAUUCUUGAGAGUGGGUCAGGCACCCUAGAAGGCGAAGCUGCGGGUGCUCAACUCCCUGUAUUGAAUAUCACCACCGACUCGGAUCCCGCCCAGCUCAACGCCAAUUGGCACGAUGCUGGGCAAUAUACUUCUUCUCCCGAGGACAGCAUUCUCGCGACUCCGUCCGCAUCUCCUGAUGUCUCUCCGUCGUCUGCCCGCUCCUUCAUUCGGAAAACAGCCCCAGCGGACAGUGUGCCGAAGCUCAACCCAUUACUCGAUUUGGAUCUUCUCCGAUUACCUGCAUUCUCGUUUGGGGAGACCGAUUUCGAUGGGCGACGUCGAUCGAGCGGUGCGGUAGAUGAUCCUGCAGUAUCAACGAUGCUGUUCCAGGAAAUUUCAAGUGUGCAGAAGGACAAAUUGCUCGAUUUCAGUGAGCAGGAUGAUUCGGAGGGCAGGACCGAGCAUUCGGCCGAAAUAUCCGUUUCAGGCACGAUCGAAACAUCAGGCGCGGCCAGUUCUCUCAAAUCGGAUCAGGCGUACAAAGCCCCUAACGUAGACCUUCGUCCGCCGCGAUUGGGCAUAACCAUCCCCGUUUCCCCAACGUCGUUGCACCAAGACCUAUUUGAAGCUUCGCCACUCUUAUUUUCUCCUAUUAGCAGCGUCGCCAGCGCACUCCCCUUUGCUGCGUUGAAGUACGACCAAGACAAACCCAGUCGUCGUGCAUGGUCGGCGACCGAGCCCGGUCUGCAAUUUCCGACUUCCCCUCUGGCCUUUCCUCCGAGCAGAGAUAGUUUUCUGAUGAGUUCCGAGAACGACUCACGGCUCGUGAAACUCAAGCGGCGUCAUGCGCGCCAACCUCCUCCGCCGGCAAAACAGCCAGAGCAGCCACGUUAUUCCUCGCAAGGGACUGAUACCACUGGCCUCGAUCGCGAGGAUUCGCCACCGCCAGAGAUAAUCCGCACGUACUCUGAUGCCGGCGUUCAGACUGAGGGAGUUGCAGUUGCCUCGGAAGACUGGAGAGAUCUCCAUGUUGAGAGCCUGCGUCAUCGGGUCGAGGCACUCGAGAGGGAACUCCGACAAGCCCGCAGCAGCCCUACGACUUCGACUUCCCGGCGUUCUUCGCGAUCGGACUCGGCAAAUUGGCGUGAAGACCGGGAGCGGAUCGGCGUUCAGCACACAAGGGAGCCACCGGCCUAUGUCCAGAGCUAUUCAGCGCCGCGCGCGCUCUUCGUCAGAGCCGCAUCGACGGACCGACAAGUACCGCCGCCUGCCCCGAUCAGCUUCAACUUCAGAAACAUCUCCGCGGGCAGUUUCCUGGGUGGCGGCAGCAGUUCGCGCUCAGGUCAUGGCCACCAUCGAUCAAGCUCGAGUUCGUGA
Molecule: messenger RNA, 2907 nt
Organism: Mycena indigotica
Lineage: Eukaryota; Fungi; Basidiomycota; Agaricomycetes; Agaricales; Mycenaceae
Exons: 4
Coding region: 172-2907 (911 amino acids)
Source: RefSeq, a predicted model, not a curated record